Prunus persica (peach) is the source of this 1062-nucleotide messenger RNA. RefSeq names its product mediator of RNA polymerase II transcription subunit 22a. NCBI's taxonomy places the organism in Eukaryota, Viridiplantae, Streptophyta, Magnoliopsida, Rosales, Rosaceae. Gene Ontology annotation, molecular function: transcription coregulator activity. Gene Ontology annotation, cellular component: mediator complex. The transcript is spliced from 4 exons. The record is from RefSeq and is a predicted model, not a curated record. Gene Ontology annotation, biological process: regulation of transcription by RNA polymerase II. Bases 453 to 932 code for a protein of 159 amino acids.
AAACCUUCGUUAUAACAUUCUUUUUCUGUUUAGCUUACCUUGUUUUUGUUUGGAUUAAAAAAACACCAAAAAAAACUCAAAUCAGAUGUAGAUGCAAACACAGUAAAGAAAUCCAUCAGAAAAUUAAACAAAUUCAUACCCAUCCAGAAAAUUAAAAAAGUAAAACUCAUUCAUCCACACCUUAUGAAUUCCAGUCCUGAUUUAAGCAAAGAAAAGAAGGCUUUUAUUCCAAAACGACAUGAAAACCCAUCUCUCUUUUACCAACAAAACAAAACCCCAAAAUUUUGACAGCAAAUUAAUCAAACUUUCCUGAGAAACUCUCCCCAUCUUGGACGUCGACGGUCGACCCAUCGACCCAUCAGUUUUUACUUGUCAAACCCAAGACGAGCCAUUCAUUCUCGCACCUUUCACUUCUGCUUCUGUGUAAGGGACGAGAGAAAGAGAGAAGAAGAAUGAAUAAGGGGGGAGGUGCAGCGUCAGGUGGCGGAUUGGGCGGUGGGGGAAGUGGGCCCACUGCGGCUGCGGCGGCAGCAGCAGCUCAGAAGCAGAAGGCAUUGCUGCAGAGAGUGGAGACGGACAUCGCCAACAUCGUCGACAAUUUCAGCUCCCUCGUCAACGUCUCCAGGGUGAACGAUCCUCCUGUUAGAAACUCUCAAGAAGCUUUCAUGAUGGAGAUGCGUGCAGCUAGAAUGGUUCAGGCAGCUGAUUCUCUGCUCAAGUUGGUGUCAGAACUCAAGCAGACGGCAAUCUUUUCGGGAUUUGCCUCCCUUAAUGACCAUGUAGAGCAAAGAAUAGUGGAGUUCAACCAGCAGGCUGAGAAGACCGACCAGAUGUUGGCUAGAAUCGGAGAGGAGGCGGCUGCUAGCCUCAAGGAGCUUGAAUCCCAUUACUAUUCAUCUGCACUGAGGACUAGUGAAAACUUGCAGCCAUGAGCUUGACAGUAAUUUAAACUAGACAUUAGUUUGGUGAUUGUUUCUUGAAUCAUGUAUACACAGGCAGAAACAAUGUACUUGUACGAUGCAAACAGAUUUUCAUUCAUCAAAUAUUUUUUAUUCACCCUGA